Molecule: messenger RNA, 2241 nt
Organism: Ilex paraguariensis (yerba mate)
Lineage: Eukaryota; Viridiplantae; Streptophyta; Magnoliopsida; Aquifoliales; Aquifoliaceae
Source: the annotation of a GenBank genome assembly
AUGUACCACCAUCAGUUGGAGGCUCUUCGAGAAAAAGAAGCUGCUUCAAAAAUGAUUAUUGGUGGGGACUACAUGAAUGCCAGGCAAAAACUGCUAAAAGCCCAGCAGCUUUUUCCAGCGCUAGACCAUAUUGUUCCUAUGCUGACUGUAUGUGACAUACUAUCAGCUGCCAGAAUCAAUAUUCCUUUUUAUGAUGUUGAUCAUUACUGGGUUCUUCAGCUUAUGCCCUCCUCUACAUUAUGUGAUGUGAGAUGUCGGUACCAGAAAUUUGUGAAAUUGUUGCAACCUAUCAAGAAUAAGUUUCCCGGCACUGAGUUGGCGCUUAGAUUUGUAGUGGAUGCCUUCUUUAUGCUUUCUGACCCAGGUAAGCGCUUUGAUUUUGAUAUGAAGCGAGGUACUAGUUGGGAGGGAUACGAAUCAUUUGAUAUGCAGACAUCAACCUGUCAUGGUAUCCCUGGUGAGGAGAGAGGAAUCACUGCUGAAAUCUCUUCCACACAUGACAAGGUUUCUUUUGUCCAAGGUUUGGAUGCGAGGAAUGAAAUGGGUUUGCCAACAGAUAGGGUCAGAGAUUUGGGAUCCAAGCUACAAGCCAAUCACAACAUGAAGGAAAAUCAUGUUAAUAUUAGCCUCAGUGAACCUAGUUCUUAUUCCUCUGAUCUGAACUCUGAAAGGAACACACGAGAGAACAUAGAUAUGCCUGUGAAUGAUGUUAAUUCACCACCAGUAUUGUAUCAAAAUAGUUCUGGUGGAAAUCCAUCAUGGUAUGUGCCCGAAAAAAGGCUUGAUCAAGACUUUUAUGAGUUUGGGAAAAAUAGGAAAUCUGAGCAUUUUAAAACACUGCAAAUAUGGGCAGCUCAUUAUCAGUCAACUGAGCCUCAAAAUUUUCGAUAUGCUCAAAUUAAUGACAUUGCGGAAUCUGCAGUAAGUGUUACAUGGCUGAAACCAGUCCCUGUUGGUGAAGGUGAGAGAAGAUGGUGUGAAGCUGGCUUACCUGUUGCCUGCGGAUCCUUUUGUUUGGAUUUAGAUAUGAGUGAAAAUGUGGUCUCACCAUUGGUAUUUUCUUACAUUUGCUCUUGGGUUCAUGGAACAACAAUGGAACAGUUUGAGAUAUAUCCCAGGAGAGGAGAAGUUUGGGCAUUGUACGAGGAUUGGAACCUUGAUGAAUGGUCCUAUGAUCCUGGCAUUCUUAAAUGUUGCAAGUUUAAGUUGGUUGAAAUCCUCUCUGACUUCUCGAAAUAUUUGGGUGCAAAUUGUGCAUGUUUGGUGAAAGUGGAUGGUUUCAAGAGUGUCUUUCAGCAACGAUUAGAGGAAGGAGAUCCUGUCGUGCUUCACAUCUCCCCAAAUAAUUUUUACAUGUUAUCUCACAAUGUGCCAGCAUAUAGGUUUACUGGUGGAGAGAUUGACGGAGCUGUUAGGGGGAUGUUCGAACUUGACCAAUUGGCCUUGCCAGAUGAUACAGUACAAGAUAUGGACAGUCAAGUGACACCAAAGGAGGGGAACUCUGAAAGUUCUUUUUUUACUAACCCUGUUGAACAGCUUCCUACUAUGACAUCAUGUAUAGAAAGCAAAAUUUUGGGGCCUAAUUGGUCACCAAAUUACUUUGCUACAGGUCAGGUGUGGGCUGUGUACUGUGGGAGAGACUUGAUGCCUCGGCAAUACAUACAGUUGGACAAGGUGAUCUCUGGGAGUCAAGUUUGUGUAACAUUCUUGGAACCUUUGCCCAGUUUUGAUUAUGAGUCGACGUGGAUGGAUAAAAACUUACACCUUGCAUGCGGAGUAUUUAGAGCUAGUGGAACCACUGUCAACCUGGAAAUGUCACAGUUAUCCCAUCAAGUUAAUUGCCAACAAAGUACAACUAGGCCCAUAUUCAAAAUUUACCCAGUGAAGGGAGAGAUUUGGUCAGUGUACCGAACUUGGAAUAAUGAGGGGAAGCACACUGAUUAUGAAACAUACCAGUAUUGGGUUGUUGAAAUCCUAUCUGACUUUUCUGAAGGAGAAAGAAUGAGGAUAGCUAGACUGGCGCAGGUGGAGGGUUAUCUUACUUUCUUCCAAAGGCACCAACAUGACGGGUUUGAUCUGACUCGGGCAGUUUCAAAAACUGAGACGCUUCGUUUCUCUCAUCAAAUCCCAGCUUUCAGGGUGCCUGGGAUCGGACGCCAUGGCAUUCCAGAAAGUUCUUGGCAUUUGGAACCUAAUGCUUUGCCCACCAACCUUGGAAAUUAAAUCAGAAAGAUGAGGGUC